CGCCAGACAACCAGAAGCUGACAGAGCGGCGAGCCAUGGGGAGCAAAAACCCGGCGAGGGAGGCCGAGGCGCACGACGAUCUCUCUCACAGAAACACGCCAUGGGGAGCAGGAAGAAGGCGAAGCCGGGGAGGAGCAGGAAGAAGCCCAAGAGCAACGCCGACCAAGCCUUGGCCCUCGACUAUGUCCGCGCCUGGGUGCUCCCCGCUGCCUCCGCGCCGCCAACGAAACCCUCGGCCGCCGAUGCCGCCGGGGACGGCUUCCUGCCGCAUCAGGCUUCGAAGAUGGCCUCUGGAGGCGGAGGUAGCGUGCUGUUCGAGCUUCACUCCCACUCCAACCAUAGCGACGGGUUCCUAUCUCCCUCCGCGCUCGUCGAGCGCGCCCACCGUAACGGGGUGAAAGUCCUUGCCCUGACAGAUCAUGAUACCAUGGCUGGUAUACCUGAAGCCAUGUCAGCGGCUCAAAAAUUUGGCAUGAGAAUAAUCCCCGGAGUAGAAAUCAGUGCAUUAUAUUCUCCAAGGGAAAUUGCUGGUGCUGGUGAGCAUGUUCAUAUUCUAGCAUACUAUGGUAUGUGUGGACCUUCAAGGUUUGAUGAUCUGGAACGGAUGCUAUCAAAUAUUCGAGAUGGGAGGUACUUGCGUGCAAGGAAUAUGCUGGCGAAACUAAAUAGACUAAAUGUGCCAAUAAAGUGGGAACAUGUUACUAAAAUUGCUGGUGAGGGAGUGGCACCUGGCAGAUUGCAUAUAGCGAGGGCUAUGGUUGAAAUGGGUCAUGUAGAGAAUGUUAGGCAAGCAUUCAACAAGUACAUUGGUGAUGAUGGCCCUGCAUAUGCCACAGGAAGUGAACCAUUUGCUGAGACUGUGGUGCAGUUGAUUAAUUGUACAGGGGGAAUAUCUGCAUUAGCUCACCCAUGGGCAUUGAAGAACCCAGAUGCAGUAAUCAGGGCAUUGAAAGGUGCUGGUCUUGAUGCCAUGGAGGUCUACAGAAGUGAUGGAAAAGUUGAUGGAUUUAGUGAAUUAGCUGAGAAGUAUGGCCUACUGAAGAUCGGAGGUUCAGAUUUUCAUGGAAGAGGUGGGAAGGAUGAAUCUGAUAUUGGAACAGUUAAGCUUGCUAUUACUACUUUGUGUUCCUUCUUGAAGAUGGCUCGGCCUAUCUGGUGUAGUGCUAUGAAAGACAUUCUACUGAAGUUCGCAGAGGAACCAUCUGCGGUUAAUCUGGGAAAGAUAGUUAAGUUUGGAGAACUCAUUCAUUUUGAUGGUUUUUCAUCAAUGGAUGCUGGUAUGGAUAUUGUUAAUCUGUGCUUAUCUUCUUGGUUAAGUAAUGAUGGCAUGGAAGAAGUUGAACUUGAGGAGGUAAGACUGAAGCUUGCCCAUUGGGUAUGUAAAAGAUAACCUCAAAAUGCAUGACCAUCUUGAACAA
Molecule: messenger RNA, 1418 nt
Organism: Oryza brachyantha (malo sina)
Lineage: Eukaryota; Viridiplantae; Streptophyta; Magnoliopsida; Poales; Poaceae
Product: 5'-3' exoribonuclease
Exons: 5
Coding region: 101-1390 (429 amino acids)
Molecular function (GO): 5'-3' RNA exonuclease activity; 5'-3' DNA exonuclease activity
Source: RefSeq, a predicted model, not a curated record